Molecule: messenger RNA, 2467 nt
Organism: Arachis ipaensis
Lineage: Eukaryota; Viridiplantae; Streptophyta; Magnoliopsida; Fabales; Fabaceae
Biological process (GO): protein desumoylation; proteolysis
Cellular component (GO): nucleus
Molecular function (GO): deSUMOylase activity
Source: RefSeq, a predicted model, not a curated record
UAACCUUAACCCCCUAUCACUCAACUCACACACACCUAAGCCCCAGCUGUUUACCCCUUAGUGAGCCACGCUCACUUUCCACAUGCCCUUUCCCUCUUACCCACACCCACACAAGACACACACAUACACUAACAGUGGAAAGAUGAAAGAAAGAGAGGGGAAGUCUGAGAAAAGGAAAACAGAAGAAGAGAGCUUUCGAAAAAGGAGGAGGAAUGAGGGUGAAGCUGUUGCUGUGCCGUCGCGUCCAGCUCGCCAUCGCCCGUGGACGCACCGCGUCACCGUCGAGAGUAGAAACGCGAGAGAGGAACGCGAGCCCAUGGCUGCAGAGGGAAGCCCACUGCUGCGACGCCGGAGAUGCGGGUCAGGGCCGAGAAGGGAGACGACGCCGCUGAGGCAACGAGCUCGACGCCAUCGCCAAGGCUCUGUCAUCGCCGUCACGCCGUGACCCGGUCGCCACUACCAAAGGCUCUAGUGCUAGCCGCCAUUGUCUGUUGCAUGUGCGAAAGGAGAGAGGGGAUUUGAGUACAAGGAAAGGAGUCGUGUGAGGCUGGUGCCGAGAGACAUAGGGUUGUUCAGCCGCCACCGCUGCUGCAUCGUCAACGUUGCGGUUUCAGUGAAAAAAGGGGAAGCCGUCGAAGUACCUCUGAUAUGUCAUAGCUGAAAGCAAUCACACACCUCAAUCACCAUCUGAUGACAUUGGGGAAAACCUUGGCAGCGCUCAACAAAAAUCAAAUGUAACAAAAGCACAAGUGAAGAACACUCUGAUGGAGGCCAUCGAAAUUUCGUCUAGUCUCAAUGAGGGCGUCAAGACGGUAGAAAAUAAGGAGGAAUUAAAAUCUAAAGAAGUGGAUGUGCCAGGUGAAACCAUCUUUAACAAGGAGAAUAAAGGUGAAAAAUAUGAUGCGCUCAACUCACAAAUCAUAAAGAUGCAAGAAGUUGUCACUAACUUGCAAAACAUGGCCUCUGUCAAUCAAUCUAUGAUGCCAAUGAUGCCUUACUUUCACCCCAUGCCGUCACAAUUUUAUAAUCAUUUGGGAGGAUUUAACCCAAGCUCACCUCCUUAUCCAUCGCUUUCAAUGCCAAUGACCAUGUCUCCAUAUGCAAGUCCCUUUGAAAACCUUUCUUCUGAGCAAGCCAUGACAGACACGAUAAUAAAAAAGUUGGCCACUCCCCCGGUUAAAAAACCUUCUUUUGACAGAAAAAAAUCUUUUCUCGGUGUGAAGAAGACUAAUCCUAAAAUUUCUAGAGCCCAGUCAUCGAAAAAAUUACAUGGUAAACAAUUUUGUGUCUCAGAGACUCCAUCAACUGAUGUUGUCAAAUCAUUGCUGAGUAACGCAUCUCCUACUGGUUAUCAUAUAAAUCAGAGGAUGCCAGGGUUUACAAAACUCCAACCGAGAAAUCUUGGGGUUGAAGCUCCAUUUUGGCUACCAGUAUUGUUUGCACCGCCAACUACCAUGGAAUUAGAUGACACUGAAAUCAUGGUUGCAACCUACAUAUUUGGAACAAAUAAAGAUAAUGAGUUUGGGAGGCAAGAGAUAUUAGCAAAAGGAUGCAAAUUUGAUGCAACCAGAGAUUCUUUUUUUAACUUAAUUCCAAAGGGUUGGAUUGACCAAACUAUACUGGACGUAUAUGCUCAUAUGCUAAAUGAUGAGGAGAAGACUACUUCCGGAGUUUUAAGACAUUGGUAUAUGCCCACAGUCUUUUCGCAAAUGGCAUUGUCGGGAACUAUCCCAAGUAGUCAAGUUCGAGAGGAUUAUAAAGAGGCAUUUAUGGGCAAAGUGGAAGUCCUUAGAAAGAUUUAUGUGCCUGUUAAUGAAGAUAAUCUUCAUUGGUAUCUUGUUAUCUUCGACAUGAAUCAGUGUCAAGUAAUUUUGUUGGAUUCCAACCCAGAUCCUAAGAAGAAAGCAAGUAAAAUAUUCAGCAUUAAGCAAUUGGCUUUGUACCUUGAAGGGAUGCUUCAACAUGACUCUUUCUAUGAUUUUGAGAGUACAAUUAGGCCUAAGGUGUCUGAGUUUCCCAUUUUGGAAGCUCUCGGAAUAGGAAGACAAAGAAAUGACUCCUUUGAUUGCGGUAUUUGGGUAGCAACUUGGAUGAAGAACUGCAUUUGGAUUGAUGAUUACAACAUUUAUGUUGAUGAUGCAACUAGGAUGCGCAUUGCUAUAGAUUUGAUCAUGAAGUCAUACAAUCUGAAAAAAAACACCAUUAUCAAGGCAGCUAAGAAGAACUACAAAAAAUUUGAGGAAAAGAACAAGAAUUUAGUUAAAAAAUAAGAGUAUAUGUUACUUCUGAUUGCAUCAGUUGGAAAAAUUCUAAAUAAAUUAUGUUAACUAUAAAUGAUAUAAAUAAGUCAUUUUGGUGCUAGUACUUUUGUAAUGAGACUUUUUUUUGUGGUAGCUAUCUAUUGUUAUAGAAUCUUUCUAUAUAUAAAUUAAAAUCUAUAACAAUCCUAUAUAUUUAUAUUUUGGAA